AUGAGAAACCAAACGGUUGAGGAGUUUCUUCUUGUUGGGUUUGAUGUCCACAGCCAACUAAAAUGUCCUCUUUUCCUGCUCUUCCUUGUGAUCUAUAUCAUAACAUUAGCUGGGAACCUUGUCAUUAUUGUGCUGGUCUAUGUCCAUGUCCAUUUGCAUUGUCCUAUGUUCAUUUUCUUAGGCAAUCUCUCCUUAUCUGACAUUCUUUUUACUACCAAUAUCGUCCCUAAGAUGCUUUCUAUAAUAUUAGGUGAAGGAGGAACCUUAUCCUUUCAUGGCUGCCUCUCACAGUUCUACUUUUAUGCUUCUGUAGGGAGUACGGAAUGCUUCCUUCUGACAGUGAUGUCCUAUGACAGAUAUUUAGCUAUUUGUCACCCAUUACAUUAUAACGUUAUCAUGAACGCUAGACUACAGAAAUGCCUGCUGGUCCUGUCAUGGCUACCCGUUUCCAUAGUGACUUUAGUGCGCAUCAUUCUUAUACAUCAGCUUGACUUUUGUGGCCCCAAUGUCAUAGAUCAUUUCUUCUGUGAUCUUGAUCCGAUUUUACAACUUUCUUGCUCAGAUACCUCAAUCAUUGAAAAUGAAGUUCUUGCUGCAUCGGUGCAUGUUAUACUUCUACCAUUCUUGUUUAUCGUUACAACAUAUGCCCGCAUCAUCCUGGCCAUUGUCCGAAUUCCAUCCAUCCAUGGAAGACAGAAGACAUUCUCCACUUGUAGUUCACACCUAAUUGUUGUGUGCACCUACUUCCUGACUCUGAUCACAGUCUAUGGCAUUCCAUCUAAAGCGCAUUCCUCUGCGGCUACCAAACUACGAUCCCUAUUGUACAUCGUGCUGACCCCAAUGUUCAACCCCAUUGUUUAUAGUCUGAGGAACAAGGAAAUCAGAUACGCCCUUCAGAAGCUAAAGACAACUGUAAAACUGAUAAGAUUCAUGUAA
Messenger RNA from Xenopus tropicalis (tropical clawed frog), 936 nucleotides. It is a transcript of the gene or16g1, whose product is annotated as olfactory receptor family 16 subfamily G member 1. Gene Ontology annotation, cellular component: membrane; plasma membrane. Gene Ontology annotation, biological process: G protein-coupled receptor signaling pathway; signal transduction; detection of chemical stimulus involved in sensory perception of smell. Lineage: Eukaryota; Metazoa; Chordata; Amphibia; Anura; Pipidae. The transcript has a single exon. Gene Ontology annotation, molecular function: G protein-coupled receptor activity; olfactory receptor activity. The record is from RefSeq and is a predicted model, not a curated record. The coding region runs from base 1 to 936 and encodes 311 amino acids.